AUGGUAAAUGAAAGGGGAAUCGAGGCCAACCCUGAGAAGAUCCAAGCUCUACUUGACAUGCGAUCGCCCACCAAGACUAAGGAAGGGCAAAGCCUAAACAGACAGGUUACGACCCUUAGCAGGUUCGUCUCCAAAUCUUCUGAUAAAUCCAUCCAAUUUUUCAAAAUCCUGAAGAAAACAAGUAGCUUCGAAUGGACGGAAGAGUGCGAGACUGCCUUCCAGCAAUUGAAAGACUACAUGGGACGGGCUUCCCUCAUGUCAAAGCCAAAAGAAGGGGAGGAACUGAUUGUCUACCUAGGGGUGUCUGAAUACGCAAUAAGCACCGCCCUGGUUCGAGAUGAAGACCGGGUUCAAUAUCCAAUAUACUAUAUUUUACAGAAGCCUGAUUCAUCCGGCCGCCUCCUCAAAUGCGCGAUCGAGCUCGCCCAAUUCAACAUAAAAUACAAGCCAAGGACAGCCAUAAAGGGUCAGAUACUAGCAGACUUCGUUGCAAAAUUUAUAGGACCGGCGGAAGAACCAGCCCCCCCAACCUCGUCAGUCUGGGAAUUAUUUGUUUAUGGCUCUUCCAGCGAGCAUGGGUCAAGAGCUGGCGUACUCCUGGUGAGCCCGGAGGGACACAAAAUCCCCUACGCAUUGGGGUUCGGGUUUAAAGAAACCAACAACGAAGUCGAAUACGAAGCACUACUAGCCGGUCUCCGCCUAGCAAAAGAAGUCAAGACAGAGCGGUUAAAAAUUUUCAACGACUCCCAGCUCGUGGUAUGUCAAGUACAAGGGGAAUAUCAGGAAAAGGGCCCAACGAUGGUAGCGUACCUCCAGAAAGUUCAGGAAUUGUUACACUUUUUCGAAGAGUGCGAAGUAAAUCAAGUCCCGUGGAGCCAAAACUCUCAUGCCGAUGCCCUAGUUCGCUUGGCUUCAGUUGGAGAAAUUGACUCAUUGGGAACCAUCCCCAUAGAAUUUCUAGCAACACCGAGCGCGGAGAAAAGAACUGAGACAUUGACGGUCGAGCUAAGGCCAGAUUCAUGGAUGAAACCAAUCAUGGACUAUUUGCAAGGGGGACAGUUGCCAAGCGACAAACUUGAGGCACGCUGCCUUAGAGCCGGGUGGCCAGAUAUUGUAUCUGCGACGAUAUGCUGUACAAACGAGGGUUCUCAGUCCCGUUACUCAGAUGCAUCGAUGAGCCUGAUUGCCAAGUGA
Diospyros lotus (date-plum) is the source of this 1194-nucleotide messenger RNA. RefSeq lists its product as uncharacterized. Gene Ontology annotation, molecular function: RNA-DNA hybrid ribonuclease activity; nucleic acid binding. The coding region runs from base 1 to 1194 and encodes 397 amino acids. The record is from RefSeq and is a predicted model, not a curated record. The transcript is spliced from 2 exons. Lineage: Eukaryota; Viridiplantae; Streptophyta; Magnoliopsida; Ericales; Ebenaceae.